GCGGGACCCAUGCCUUUCCUGAGCCGAACCUCCCGGCGCUGCCCUCCCGGGUCUCUGGUCCGCCGAGCCGCGCGCGGCCCGCGGCCCCGCCCACUCCGCCUCGGGUCUCCCGGCCCCCGGGCCCAGUGCUGGCUCGGAGGGGCUUCUUGAGGAAGGCCCUGCUUUGGAUCUGAGUCGCUGCUUCUUGCCCCUGGGAUUUGAGCUCUCGGCUCCAUGAGGGGGGCCAGCCGCCAGGCAGAAACCCAGCUCCUGUAGGAAGGGAUUUCUGUCUAUAUGACUGCUCUACUGCUUUUAGAACAGUAUCUGGCUCACUGUGAGCGCUCAGUAAAUAGGCUGAAUGAAUGUUAGAGACUGCUUACUCAAGUUCUUGGAGGAGCCCUUUCCUUUGGAGAGCUCGAUUAAAAGGGAGGCUGACUGAAGGCGAAGCGGUGAUAGACGACUGGGAAGAACUUAGAACCAGAACUGGGUCUUGACGCACAGUGAUGGAGUACCCAGUGAUGGAAACUGGUUCACUUUUUACCUCAGGAAUUAAAAGACAUGUGAAAGAGAAAAGAAUUUCAAAGGCUGCUAAGUUGAAUGUUUCUCUUGCUUCAAAAAUCAAAACAAAAAUAAUAAACAAUUCUUCUAUUUUCAAAAUUUCUUUAAAGCACAACAACAGGGCAUUAGCUCAGGCUCUUAGCAGAGAGAAAGAAAAUUCUCGAAGAAUUACGACUGAAAAGAUGCUACUGCAAAAAGAAGUGGAGAAACUGAAUUUUGAGAACACAUUUCUUCGUCUAAAGCUAAAUAAUUUGAAUAAGAAGCUUAUAGAAAUAGAAGCACUCAUGAACAAUAACUUGAUAACUGCAAUUGAAAUGAGCACUCUUUCUGAGUUCCAUCAGAGUCCCUUUCUUCUGCCAAGUAGCAAGAAGAAACGGGUUAGUAAACAGUGCAAAUUGAUGCGUCUUCCAUUUGCAAGGGUUCCAUUAACUUCAAGUGAUGAUGAUGAUGAAGAUAAAGAGAAAAUGCAGUGUGGCAAUAUCAUGUCAAAGACAUCACCUGAUAGCCCCUCUUUGGUAUCAACUCAGCAUAACUUGGAAUUGUUAUUUCUUAAAGAAAAUGAUCAGAAUGUUUGUGGUGUAAAUGAUUCAAAACACAUUUCUUCUACUGUUGAUAUACUUCCCAAAGAAAGCCAUUCCCACUCAGACCAAAGUUCCAGGAGUUCUCUAAUGAGUGAGAUGAAAAAUGCCCAGUCGAUGAGCCACAGAAAGAAGUCAUCUCCUAGUAAUGUGACUAAAAGGAAAAAACGUGUAUCAUCUUGGGAAUCAAAUAAUCCUGCAGACACUCCCUGUGUAACAGAUUUGGAUCAACAACAGAUUUCAAGUCCAAUAUUAAAUUGGAAUAAUGAAAUAAAAGAUUGUACUAACAAAGCAAAUAUUAAAAUGCAAAGAAACAUAAUGUGCCUUCCUGCCUCAUCUGAGUCUACAAGUGAACCUACUGCAGAGGGCAUGAAUCCAGUUCAGGUUAAUGAUGACUUUCAAUUGCAAAAAACUGUGUAUGAUGAUGACAUGGAUUUAACUGCUAGUGAAGUAAGCAAAAUUGUUACAGUUUCAACAGGCACUGAAAAUAAAAGAGAUAAUAAAAAACCAAAUGAUUGUGGAAUGACAACUUUCAGAAAAGUGAAAGAUCCAAGCUCUGAAAAAAAGAGAGAAAGAUCAAAGAGACAAUUUAAAAAUAGUUCAGAUGUGAAUAUUGAGGAAAAGAUCAAAAAUGGACCGGAAAGAAGAUCUGUUGUCCUGGAUGGCAAAGGGGAUUCAGAAGAACCAAAUUUUAUUUUCAGUACUGAACAGCUGACUCAGUUGAACAUGCUGAAGAAAAUAACCCUUCAUAAUGGCUUUGAUCAGGAUGACAGACAAAGUACACAGUAUAACAAAAAGAAGAAAAGAAUUCAUGUAACAGAUGAUCAAGAGGAAACAUACUCUUUCUCCCAAAGUUCAGAUAAAUUCCAGCAGGACAGUAAAUUUGAUAUGGGUCCUAGUUCUCUAGCUUAUAAGAAAAGUAAAACUUCUAGACAGACAUUUGUGAUUCAUACAUUAGAAAAAGAUAACUUAUUCCCACACCAAAAGGUUAAGGAAACCACCUCUGAAAACCUAGGAGUCACAAGUGAAUUUCAAACAGCUUAUCUUUCCAACAAAGAUAAUGGAAUGUUAUGGGAUUAUGAGACCCAAAAUAUGUUAGAUUUGAAAAAGCAUGUCACUGAUAUGCAACCCACUCAGCAAAAUGAAUCAAAAAUAAAUAAGAAGCUUAGGCAGAAAAUAAAUCGGAAGACAGAAAUAAUUUCUGAAAUGAACCAAAUACUUGGGGAUAAUGCCAAAGAUGUGCAAGGCCCAGGAAAAGGUAACUUUUGCUUCCAAACCCGAGAGGAUAAAGAAAUCAUCUCUGGAAACCUAGAAGUUUCAAAUGACUUUCAAAAAUCUGGUAUUUCCACUAGCAAUAAUGGAAACCUGUGUGAUUGUGAGACCCAGAAUGUAUUGGGUCUGCAAAAGCAGAUCACCGACGUGUACCCUGUUCAGCAAAAUGAAUCAAAAAUUAAUAAGAAUCUUAGGCAGAAAGUAAAUCGGAAGACAGAAAUAAUUUCCGAAGUGAAUCUUUUAGCCAAUAACAAAAGUGGGUAUUGCCCAGAAAAGGGUAACUCUUUCUUUCUAACCCAGGAUAAAGAAAUUAUCUCUGAAAACCUAGAAGGCACAAGUGAGUUUCAAACACCUCCUCUUGCUUCCAAAGACAGUAGAAACCUGUAUGAUUAUGACACUCAAAAUGUUUUGGGGGUGAAAAAGCAUGUUUAUGAUAUACAACCUGCUUGUCAAAAUGAAUCAAAACUAGAUAAGAAGCUUAGGCAAAAGGUAUGUCAGAAGACAGAAAUCAUUUCUGAAAUCAACCAAAUAUAUAAGAAUGAUGACAAAGGAAUGCAUGACCCAGAAAAAGGUAACUUACUUUCUCUAACCCAAAAAGAUAAAGAAAUCAUCCCUGAAAACCUAGAAGAUGCAAAUGAGUUUCAGAUAGCUGAUCCUUCCCUCAGAGGUAAUAGGAAUCCAUGUGAUUAUGAGACUCAAAACCUUUUAGGGGUGAAAAAGCAUGCUACUGAUACUGGGAAGCAAAAUGAAUCAAAAAUAAAUAAGAGUCUCAGGCAGAAAGUAAGUCGGAAGACAGAAAUAAUUUUGGAAAUGAACCAAAAAAAUGAAUUGAACGACAAAGGUGUACAUGAAACAGUAAAAGGUGCCUUCUUUUCCCUAACCCCAAAGGAUAAAGAAACCAUUUCUGAAAACCUAGAAGUCACAAAUGAAUUUCAAACGAUUUAUCUUCCCACCAAAAAUAAUGGAAAUUUAUAUACCCAGAGUAUGUUGGAUUUGAAAAAGCAUGUCACCGAUAAGCAACCCGCUCAGCAGAAUGAAUCAAAAAUAAAUAAGAAGCUUAGGCAGAAAGUAAAUCGGAAGACAGAAAUAAUUUCUGAAAUGUACCAGAUAUAUGAGGAUAAUGAUAAAGAUGAGCAUGGCCAAGAAGGCUAUACAAAAGAUCUUAAUUUAAAAAUAAAUAAAUCUAAACAAAGACUUGAAGGCCAAGGUAUUAUCAGUGGAUACUGUAUGGAAAUCAACAGUAAUGAAAAAGAAAAUGGUGGUCAAAUUUCAAAUCCUUAUAAACCAGUUAAAAAGCGUGGGAAAGAAUCGUCAGGCAAGGCAAAGAACGUUUUGGCAAAAGGUAACAACAAACCUAUUUUGCACUUAACAGGUUCUUCACAGACGUCUGUCUCCUUAGAACCAGGUUUAAAACACACUACUGAUGAGACAGAUUCUGACCCUGGAAACCAAAUGGAACUACAUAAGAAUCCAAAGCAAAGCGCUACAACUCUGAAUAAAAAGAGAGAUAUCCCCUUCGUGGAAGUGACAAAGGAAGGAGAGUGCCAGGUCAAAAAAAUAAAUAAAAUGACAUCCAAAUCAAAGAAAAGGAAGACCUUCGUAGAUCCUUCUCCAGAUAGUCAUGAACUAAUGGAGAUAAUAUCUGACACCGUUCAGGGAAUAUCAGUUGAAUCUGAAUAUGCUGUUGAAAAAAAUUUGGAAAAUGAGGAAAUUGUCAAAAUUAAGCCAGACUUUUACACAAAAAUGUUGAAAUCUUUAUCUCAGAUAUAUUCACCUAACAGACAAGAUUCUUCCUUUAACAGUGUUCCUGAGGGUUCAAAACCUUUGAGUAUUUCUUCUAGUAAAAAUCUGAAAGAAAAUUUUGCUCUGGAGAGCUCACCCAUCUUUCAAAUAAGUGAUGAUGUGCAUGAGAAGAUGAAAAAGAUGAAAUUUAAAGUCAACCAAAGAACACAAAGAUCAGAAAUAGGUGUUAGAAUGCUACAGGACUUGACAAAUACCAGUUUUGUUUCAAACAACACUGCUAAAUCUGAAAACAAGUUAGAAGAUCUAUCUUCGGAGCUGUCAAGCCGAAGAAGAAGGUGUACUCCUCUCUCUUUAAAAGAGCCAAGUCUCAAAGGACAUUAUCCAGCCAACGCCUGUCUGAUUCCCAUCUGUUCUCUGUAUGGUGCUGCCGUCACUACAGUGGAAGGCAUAGGAAGCACCAAGACCAGGAUUCAUCCUGUUCAGGAGAGGAUUGCCAAGUGUCAUGGUACACAGUGUGGCUUCUGCACCCCUGGGAUGGUGAUGUCCAUCUACACGCUGCUGAGGAACCAUCCAGAGCCCACCCUGAGUCAGUUAACUGAUGCUCUUGGUGGUAACUUGUGCCGUUGCACUGGAUACAGGCCCAUAAUCGAUGCAUGCAAGACUUUCUGUAAAGACUUCUGGCUGCUGUCAAAGUAAAGAAAAUGGGGUUUGCUGUUUGGAUCAAGGAAUAAAUGGAUUACCAGAGUUUGAGGGAGGAAAUGAGGUCAGUGAAAUACAAAUCUAAAACUCUUCUCAGAAGAGGAGUUUCUGCCAUUGGAUCCAACUCAGGAAUUGAUAUUUCCUCCUGAGCUAAUGACAAUGGCUGAGAAACAACCACAAAGGACCAGGAUUUUUGGUGGUGAU
Messenger RNA from Balaenoptera acutorostrata (minke whale), 5033 nucleotides. Its product is annotated as shugoshin 2. Lineage: Eukaryota; Metazoa; Chordata; Mammalia; Artiodactyla; Balaenopteridae. The transcript is spliced from 14 exons. Gene Ontology annotation, cellular component: chromosome, centromeric region. The record is from RefSeq and is a predicted model, not a curated record. Bases 483 to 4826 code for a protein of 1447 amino acids. Gene Ontology annotation, molecular function: metal ion binding; oxidoreductase activity.